This is a messenger RNA of Lottia gigantea (owl limpet), 396 nucleotides long. RefSeq lists its product as hypothetical. The record is from RefSeq and is a predicted model, not a curated record. Lineage: Eukaryota; Metazoa; Mollusca; Gastropoda; Lottiidae. Gene Ontology annotation, cellular component: membrane. Bases 1 to 396 code for a protein of 131 amino acids. The transcript is spliced from 3 exons.
AUGGCGAAAAUAUAUAAGAAUUUAGUGCUACGGUUUCUGGCAGUGUUUGUAGGUUGUAUUGGGAUGGCGAUAGCUGGUUCUAUUUUUAUUUUUAAUGCCUACUCGAAUGCCAUUAAGAAGAAAUUCGGCUACAAACAAUCUGAUGUUGAGAUGAUGGCAGCGUUAGGUAAUUUUGGUAUUUCUAUUGGAUUUCCAGCAGGGUUUAUGUAUGAGAAGGUUGGUGCUAGAUGGACAUCGUUCACAGCUCUGAUAUUAACUUGUCUGGGUUUUAUGAUGUUGUAUACAACCUAUAAUGAUGUCGAGUUUUAUAAAGAUCAUGCCUAUUUACAGGAUAUCUACUUCUUCUUGGCAGCCCAGUAUUCAGUACUAAGUGUUGAUAAUUUCUAUACAAACUAA